This is a messenger RNA of Cuscuta europaea, 2835 nucleotides long. NCBI's taxonomy places the organism in Eukaryota, Viridiplantae, Streptophyta, Magnoliopsida, Solanales, Convolvulaceae. The record is from the annotation of a GenBank genome assembly.
AUUUCCCGGAGGAUCUCUGUCGGGCCGUUAUCCCAAGAAAUGUCAGACCGAGGAACACUUGCUAUGGAUGACGACGGGGAGGAGCCGCCGCUAGCCGUUUACAUAACAGCCGUUGAAAGUAGUCAGCCGUCUACCCAAACAAGUCUCCAUCUAGAAACUACGGAUGCCUCUCCAGUCGGCGUCACCGUCAUCACCGGCUACCUCGGGUCCGGGAAAUCGACCCUGAUAAAUUACAUAUUGAGGGCGCAACAUGGGAAGAAAAUAGCGGUGAUUUUGAACGAGUUCGGGGAGGAGCUUGGAGUCGAGAGAGCGAUGAUCAAUGAUGGAGAAAGUGGUGGUCUUGUGGAGGAGUGGGUUGAGCUUGCAAAUGGCUGCAUUUGCUGUACUGUGAAACAUAGCUUGGUUCAAGCUUUAGAGCAGCUUGUUCAGAGGAAAGAAAGACUUGACCAUAUAUUGCUAGAGACUACAGGUUUGGCAAACCCUGCACCCCUGGCAUCUAUUCUUUGGUUGGAUGAUCAACUCGAAUCAUCUGUCAAGCUUGACUCUAUUAUUACUGUAGUUGAUGCAAAAAACCUUCCUUAUCAGCUGAAGACUCACCAAGAAUCGUCUUUAUUUCCUGAAGCAUACUUGCAAAUAGCAUUUGCGGAUGUUGUGAUUCUAAACAAGGUUGAUCUGGUUUCUCAAGAUGGUUCUGGAUCAAUUCUAGAUGAACUGGAGAAGGAUAUCCAUGAUAUCAACUCCCUUGCCAAUAUAAUUCAUUCUGUUCGUUGUGAGGUCAACCUGUCCAAAAUAUUGAAUUGCCAUGCAUAUGAUCUGACACAUGUAACUCACUUGGAAGCGCUAUUGGAAGCAAAUAAAUCUCUAACUACCCGAGAUCUUCAUGAUAUUGGCAUUAGAACAUUAUGCAUUUGCGAGUCUCAACAUAUCAAUCUAGAUAAGGUUCGUGUAUGGAUUGAGGAACUCCUUUGGGACAAAAAGCAUGAGAUGAACAUCUAUCGCUGCAAGGGAAUUUUAAGGGUCAUUAACUCAGAUAAUUUACAUACUCUUCAAGGUGUGAGAGAGAUAUAUGAGAUUCUUCCAUCACGUGAAUGGAGAAAAGGAGAAAAUCAAAUGAACAAAAUAGUUUUCAUUGGCAAAUCGUUAAAGGAAGAUAUUUUGCUGAAUUCUUUAAGAGCUUGUGUAGAGGAAACCUCAAAUUGAGCAGAUUGUAUUGGCUUCUUGGCAUCAUUUUAUACCUGUACUAUGCUGUAAAAAACAAUCAACUCCUAUAUACGAAACCUGGAUUGGAGGAUAUGGUUUCACAUAAUUUUGAUUCAGACUCGAAUAGUUCAUCUUCAAGUGAUAAUGAACUCUCACUUACCAAACAGUUGUUGCAUGAGUUAAGUGAUUCCCCUAACAAAAGAAAUAAUUCAAAUGUUCCCUUCAUUAUUUCUUCAAUGUUGACUGCUACUAAAUGCCAUCUUGACAGCUCAACAUCUGGUAGAUGUUAUAUUUGUCGUGAUAGGAAGUUGCGUCAUGAUACAAUAGUUAAUGAUUACUUCAAAGGUGAAAAUUUAAAGUACACUUCAGAACUUUUUCGUCGUACAUUUAGAAUGGAUAUUGAAUUAUUCACUCGAAUAUUACAAGAUAUUGAGAACAAUGAUGGUUAUUUUCAACAAAAGAUUGAUGCUGUUGGAAAUAUUGGCCUGAGUCCGCUUCAAAAGGUGGUAGCAGCAAUACGCAUGCUUGCAUAUGGUUGUCCGGCUGAUUUUCUUGAUGAAUAUGUUCAAAUUGGAGAAAGUACCGCGAUUUCAAGCUUGAAACAUUUUUGUGAUGCUAUUAUACGACUCUAUGAAGAGCGUUAUUUGAGGAAACCAAACGAGGAUGAUAUUAGAGUUCUUCUAAAAGAAGGUGAGGCCCGAGGAUUUCCCGGUAUGCUUGGUAGCUUAGAUUGUAUGCAUUGACAAUGGAAAAAUUGCCCCACUGCUUGGCAUGACACUCAUACUAAUGGUUUUAAAAGAGUUCCCACUCUUAUUUUAGAAGUUGUAGCUUCACAAAGUUUAUGGAUUUGACGUGCUUUCUUUGGAAUGGCCGGUAGUAACAAUGACGUUACUGUUUUGGAUAGAUCGCCUUUAUUUGAUGAUAUAAUUAAUGGUGCUGCUCCAACAUGUAAAUUCAUAGUUCAGGGCCAUGAGUAUACUAUGGGUUAUUAUUUAGCUGAUGGGAUAUAUCCGCAGUAUGCUACUCUCAUCCAAACGAUAUCUUAGCCUUCAUCUAUCAAGGAAAAAUUAUUUGCGAAAAACAAGAAUCCGUGCGAAAGGAUGUAGAGAGAGCAUUUGGCAUGUUACAAAGUCGAUGACAUAUUAUCAAAGGCCCUGCUCAUCUUUGGAGUGCUAAAAACUUAGGAAAAAUAAUGAAGACAUGCAUCAUCUUACAUAAUAUGAUUAUUGAAAAUGAGUGCGGUCAAGACAUCGAUCCUGAGGAUUGGAAGGUCGAAGGAGAUGAGUCUAGUGAAAGUGUUACUCUAGAGCAUGAUUUUAUCUUGAUCAUAUCAAUGAUGAUUAAUAGAACAAAACAAGUCCAAAAUAAAUGGUUACAUAGGGAUUUGAAGAAUGACCUCAUCAAUCAUGUGUGGGAAGUAUAUGGUGAUCAAGUUUUGGAUGACUAGUUUAUUUUUAAUACGUACUACUAGUUAUUGGGAAUGAUGUAAUUCUGUGUUUUUUCAUUUAUUGAACAAUCAUUCAAUUUUUCUUGCCAUGUAACGAUCUUAGUAUUUUCCAUCAUUUGCAAUGGAGCCAAAGAUUCAUUAUUUUUUGGUUUGAGAUUAUGAUGGAAUAAAGCAAAAUGGCUCACUAC